This is a messenger RNA of Cuscuta campestris, 1090 nucleotides long. NCBI's taxonomy places the organism in Eukaryota, Viridiplantae, Streptophyta, Magnoliopsida, Solanales, Convolvulaceae. The record is from the annotation of a GenBank genome assembly.
CAUAAAGAUUAUAGUAGACUCCGGAGAUUGUUCGUGUGUCAAAGUUGGAGGCCGGACGCUUGAACGGCUACGUUUGCUCCUUCAACAUCUUUUGCUCGACUUCUCGUUCAUACCGCUUUACCGGAGAAGGUAUAAGUUUCUAUCUCUAGCUAUAGUUUUAAGUUCGCAGGUAGCAUGACAGUAGGAUGUCCGACCGGUGCGGAUGUGAAGACACCCGUGUUCGGUCCACGUGAGGGAAUGACUGGUAUGGCCGAAGCCAUAUUCGGUCCGAGUGGGGUGACCAUUGCGGCCGUAGCCGCGGUUGGUCCAAUAACCGAGGUGACCGGAGCGGACCCCAUAGUCGCGCUCGAUCCAACGAAUGUGGUGAUCGGAGUGGACCCCAUGGCCGCACUCGAUCCGAAAGGAAUGUUGAUCAGAGUGGUCUGCCCUACAGAGCCACCCAAUCCAGCCGAAACGUUCACAACCAGAGUCUCGGAACUACUCCCGUUUCCAGUGUUUGGAACUAGACAAGAGACGGCGAAAAAGACUUCGAGGAGCAGCGGUCGGCGAAGACGAGGUGCGGCCAUCCGUGGUAGCAACCUCCGAUCUACGCAGCUGCGACUUCAUCGACUUGUGGAAGCCGGAUCUAUGAUGGAACUGCGGCGGCCAGCGGCAAAGCAACCCACGGCAGUUCCCGACGAAGCUCUCGGCGUUGUAGAGUGGCUGACCUCCUUCCUUCCAUCAUCGACCUCAUUCCUCCUGUCUAAAUCAAGAUGAUUGUGGCCCUUCGGAUCUGUGGCCUUCCCCAAUUGCCAAAGAGACGGGGACGAUGCGUGAAUCGAUCAAUUUGAAGGCUGGAUGGUGGCUGCAGAUUGAGCGACCAGUGGGGAUCUUCCGUCACCUGUGAGGUCAUUGGGAGUUUAAUGACUUGUGGUGAUGGCUGUGGUGAGCGGCGACCAGCGUGAUGGGUCCGCGACCUACGCAGUCGGCGAUGGGGCGACCUGCAGAUGGUCAGCAAUGAGGUGACCCACUGCGGUCAGCGACGAAGCGACCAGCGGCGGUCGGCGAUAAGGCGACUGGCGGCGGUCGAUGGUCAGCAACGAGGUGACCC